This is a messenger RNA of Suillus discolor, 432 nucleotides long. RefSeq lists its product as uncharacterized. The record is from RefSeq and is a predicted model, not a curated record. The transcript has 4 exons. Gene Ontology annotation, molecular function: heme binding; oxidoreductase activity, acting on paired donors, with incorporation or reduction of molecular oxygen; monooxygenase activity. Lineage: Eukaryota; Fungi; Basidiomycota; Agaricomycetes; Boletales; Suillaceae. The coding region runs from base 1 to 432 and encodes 143 amino acids.
AUGUCCACCACCAACAGAGUCGUGCCAUCUGGAGUCCUGGAUGGUGAAACAAUGAUAUCAGGCCGCAAGGCAGAUGCCAUUACCCCCUGGACCUCCUGGACGUUGGCUGUUAGGAAAUACGAUGCCAAAGUCAUAAACAAUAUGGACCUGUGUUCUUGCUCAGACAAGGCCGGAGCAUACCUUGCGGAUACGUAUCCAAUCCUGUGUUUUGUCCCGGGCUACCUCAGUCAGCUGAAUGCAUGGCACAAGGAAGAACAUUCUCUCUAUAACAGGCAGUUGGAUGCAGUGCGAAGACGAAUGCAUGAGGGGACUGCAAGGCCAUCCUUUGCAAGUUUCACUUUAGAGCAUCAGAAACAGUACCAGCUCGAAGACAAGGACCUGGGAUACAUUGCAGGAGCAAUGUUUGUGGCUGGUUCUGAUAUGAUAUUUUAG